This is a messenger RNA of Carlito syrichta (Philippine tarsier), 3155 nucleotides long. RefSeq names its product biogenesis of lysosomal organelles complex 1 subunit 6 (gene BLOC1S6). The record is from RefSeq and is a predicted model, not a curated record. Gene Ontology annotation, biological process: intracellular transport. The coding region runs from base 169 to 687 and encodes 172 amino acids. Gene Ontology annotation, cellular component: transport vesicle; extrinsic component of membrane; BLOC-1 complex. NCBI's taxonomy places the organism in Eukaryota, Metazoa, Chordata, Mammalia, Primates, Tarsiidae. The transcript is spliced from 5 exons.
AAGGACCCGACCCUCGGUCACGUGACUCGAGUCCGCCGAAUUCCGCCUCCGUCACUUCCGGGUGCGACUGCAGCCUCUGUCCAGCCGGGCGCGGAAGUCCUUGGGUGCCUUCUUGUUGAGUCUGACGGUUUACACGACUGCCCCUUUCCUGCUCCCAGUGGGAGGGACAUGAGUGUCCCUGGGCCGUUGCCUCCGAAUGGGGUCCUGACAAGGCCACCCGACAGCCUGGAGCCCGGGGAGCCGACGCCAGGUUUAAGUGACACUUCUCCAGAUGAAGGGUUAAUAGAGGACUUGCCUAUAGAAGACAAAGCAGUGAAGCAACUGGCAGAAGGAUUGCUUUCUCAUUACUUGCCAGAUCUGCAGAGAUCAAAACAAGCACUCCAGGAACUCACACAGAACCAAGUUGUAUUAUUAGACACACUGGAACAAGAGAUUUCAAAAUUUAAAGAAUGUCAUUCAAUGUUGGAUAUUAAUGCUUUGUUCACUGAGGCUAAACACUAUCAUGCCAAGUUAGUGAAUAUCAGAAAAGAGAUGCUGAUGCUUCAUGAAAAGACAUCAAAGUUAAAGAAAAGAGCACUUAAACUGCAGCAGAAGAGACAAAAAGAAGAGUUGGAAAGGGAACAACAACGAGAGAAGGAAUUUGAAAGAGAAAAGCAGUUAACUGCCAGACCAGCUAAAAGAACGUAAAAAGUUGUCUUUGUGUGUUUUCUUCCCCUAUCCCAUGUUUGGAUGAAGGUGGCUUAAGUGUAGACAGAAGUUGCGAUAGUGCCUUAUCCCAUUGUGUUACAUGUUGAAAUCCUUAUCCCAGGGUUGCUGUGUCUUCAUAUCUUCAUUUCAGCUAUUCAAAAAGCCUUUCUUUCUAAGUCACAGACAUAAUGUCACUUGGUUUUGAUAUUUAUAUGUAAUUUUUUCAACUUUUGUUUAAUUUUAAAAUUCAUUAUUUUGGCCUUGAAUCAUUUAUAAACUAGAAAAUGAUUGUUAUGAAUCUAGACUCUAUGUAGUUAAAAAUUAGUAUUUGUUUUAGCUUAUUAAAAGUUUCUUUUUCUUAUUUUGUGAAAUGACUUGCCUUUCUGGCAAUACAGUGCUGAUUUUUGGUAAUUGCCUUUACAUUGCUUAGUUAGGAAGAAAUGUCAGUUGUUUAAUCAUAUAUGCCCCUGGAAAAGAGAUGGUGUAUGUCUUUGUGAAGAACAUAAUGGAAAAGUGCAUGCACAGGAAAUAAUAGCACUUUAGACAUAGUUUAGAUGGGUAAAAUGCCAGAUAAAUUCUACUAACCAUAUACUCUUAGUGUUUUUGCUGCUUUUGUAGCUUUUGGGUUUGAAGCAGAUUACCACUAUUCCUAAAGUUUGGUAGGGGUGGUGGAGCUGUCAUACAUUCAAAUAAGCUUAUAUAUUUAUAAUGAGUAGCAGUCACCACACAUUGAGAUAAGGUUUCUGUGCUUUUAAAAAAUUCUUAAAGUAGAACGAUAUAUUCCAACAACCCUCUUUAUAGAUCAUGACAGGAAUGGUGGAAAAUUAGUAAAGAGCUUCACAAAAGAGGCAGCAUGAUACCUUCAGUGUUCUCUAGAUUUUUUCCCUGAUAAUAUACGUAGGAACUUGUUAAGUGGGGAAAAUAUUAUGAUGUUUUAUUGUUUCAAAUCGAGAGUAUAUUAGUCACUGUUUUAGCAUAAUAUUUAACAUCCAACUGGUCUCUAAUCUCUAUUACACAGGGACUGUACAGAGCCUGUAAAGAUGUAUGAUUAGAAUGAAAGUGAAUCUUUUACAAUCCACAUUGUAUUUUUAUUAAGCUGGAAUCACUACCUCUGAUCAAAUACCAGGCUAAGAAUGGAGAAAGCAUUAGUAUUGAGUACUAAGAACUGGUUUGUUUAAAGGUUUAAAUAGUCUGCUUUUAAAGGGCCUUUUCCUUCUUUAAUGAAUGAAUUGUGGUCUCACAAUUCUCCUGACUUUGACCUUGUAUUUAAGACAAGUAUAUUUUAUUUGAAAAGGCUAAGUUGCCCUUAAACACUUGCUGAAACUGCCUAGGCUUGAGGGACAAUGUCACCUAAAUUGCUGCACGUAUUCAUUUAUAAUAUAUCUGAUGAAGGCAGUGUAUUGUUUCUCAGAGUGGUUUUGGACAACUGUAAUGGUUGUUCAGAACGAAUGCUGGUUCCUGAACACCAUGUUCAGUUUCGGUCUACUGAAGCACAUUUGGUUUUGGUUUAUUUGUUUUGCCUUUUUUUUUUUUUUUAAGUUUCCCCCAGUGAUUUUGAUGCACCUUAAAAGUUGAGAACCACAGGCUUAGUGGUCUAGGUCAGCCCUUCUUACACUAGGCUGCACAGCAUUAUCACCUGAGAACUUUAAAAAAAUAAAGAUGUUCUGAAUGCUUAGUCAUUUGUUAGGAUGUGAAACCCAUGUAUUUUUUAAAGAACUCCUUACAUAAUUCUGAUGUAAGGAACCACUGGUAUAGACUAUCUAGUGAUUUAUAUUUAUAAGCAGUGAAAUAGUUUAAAAGCUACCCAGUAAAUUGGAAUUAAUCUUAUCGAAUAAAUUCUGAACUGCUGCAUUUGUUGUAGUCAGAUUUAAGACUGAACCCUAACAGGCAGGAAAUAGAUAUAGAAUUCUGGUUAGUUAAUUGAAUUGUAUUAAAAUAAAUCAUGUUUGUUGAAUGAAUGGCAAGGUACAUAUACUUUCAGAUUGUAUCAUUUAAGUUUUGAAGACUUAAAAAUGUCAAAAUGAAUAUAUAUUAGCAUUCACUAUUUUAAGGUCAGUUAUCAAUCAGAAGUACUGUUAUCUUAGUAAUUAAAAUUUACAACUUUAGCUGUGUUUCAGUAACAUAGAAACAUAUCUUACUGACUCGAUCUGAAUGGAACCGUUAUAAUUAGUCUUGCUGUAUUUUUUACAAAAUAAUGAAUUGGUACUUGGGAGGUUCUGUUUUUUGCCUUUGUUUUGAAAUUCUAUCAAAUGUACUGAAUGAAUGUGGUGGCAGUUCAUUUUGUAUUUUUUAUGGUAUUAUAUACAAAUAUACAGAUGUUGAAUGUAAUACAGAUUGUGUCUGUAGUGGGUUUCUGGGUGGAUGCGGUUUAUAAAUAUACCAACUAUACAUGCUGGCGCAUUUGUCUUAUUUUGAGCUUGUAAAAUGAGGACUACUUUUUACAUAUUUAAUAAAAAAAGUCUGAGUUA